Molecule: messenger RNA, 1314 nt
Organism: Uranotaenia lowii
Lineage: Eukaryota; Metazoa; Arthropoda; Insecta; Diptera; Culicidae
Exons: 1
Coding region: 1-1314 (437 amino acids)
Source: RefSeq, a predicted model, not a curated record
AUGAUUAUAGCGGACAUAGAGAAGAUGUUUCGACAGAUUGGUAUAUGCGAAGCUGAUAUGCCCCUGCAAAGCAUCCUUUGGAGAACGGAUACGAAGAAGGAGGUUGAAACCUACGAGUUGGCAACCGUGACGUAUGGCACGAAACCUGCGCCAUUUCUAGCGACCAGAACGUUGAAACAGCUGGCGAGCGAUGAGUACAAUCGAUUCCCAAACGCAUCUAAGGCAUUGGUAGAUGACGUCUACAUGGACGAUGUUAUCACAGGCACCGAUACCGAGAGUGAUGCAAUAAAAUUGUGCGCAGAUCUUAUCAAAUUGGCAGACAGUGGUGGUUUCCGUCUUAGGAAGUUCGCAUCCAACUCAGCAGCAGCUUUAAGAGAGGUGAAAAUCGAGGAUCUUGCUCUCCCGCAAACCAAUGAGAUCAAUUUGGAUCCUGAUCCAUCGGUGAAAACAUUAGGACUGGUCUGGCAGCCACAUAAGGACUAUUUUCGCUUCAACUUCACCAUUGAACAAAUUGCGGCAAAGGAAAGGUUGUCUAAACGGAAAAUCCUAUCAGCUAUCGCUAUGCUAUUCGACCCCCUCGGUCUCGUAGGAGCAGUUACAACGAGUGCAAAAAUCUUCAUGCAGCGUUUAUGGCGGCUGCAGGAAGACGGGAAAACCCUCGGUUGGGAUCAUCCAGUUCCGAUUGAAGUAGAGGAAGAAUGGCGAAGUUUCCAUGGACAGUUAUCAAUACUGAAUAACCUGAAAAUCCAGCGAUGUGCAGUUUUACCAGAGGCGGUCAAUAUGGAGCUGCAUUUCUUCUCGGAUGCGUCCGAGCGUGCGUAUGGAGCGUGCGCUUACGUCAAGAGUAUCGACAAACAUGGAAGGUCUGUCGUAUGUUUGCUAGCAGCAAAAUCAAAGGUAGCACCGUUAAAAUCCCAAUCCAUUCCGAGGCUAGAGCUGUGUGGAGCGUUUUUGUCGGCGGAAUUAUCUGUUAAGGUACGCGAAGCUUUGAAAUUGGAGAUCGACAUGCAUUUCUGGACAGAUUCUACGUGUGUUCUUCAAUGGUUGAAGGCAAUUCCUGCGACGUGGUCCACUUUCGUAGCUAACCGUGUUGCGAAAAUACAAACGAUUACGGAAAACUGUACUUGGAGACAUGUUCCUGGCUUGCAAAAUUAUUACUGUCUAGACCAGAGGGGACCAAACCUAAGCCCUCGAGUCCCUGGUCGUUCCUCUGGAGACUCAGUGGAGGGUGGGCACACAAGGCCUUCUUUUCUGGCUAGCUCGAUCUUGAGCAGAAACGGAGCUCCUCAAGGUCGGCUUUUACAAAAUAGCUGA